AUGUGGCAGUUGAAAGGUUCGUUAUUGAUAGUUCCUGUAUUUUUAUUUUCCUAUUGGACAAUAUGUGGUGGAUUGAUGAAUUCGGAUGUAGAAUUUAUUUCAGUCAAAGGCAGUAGCUCUAAUAAUGAUAUUUUUGAAACUAAUAUGAAAUUGGAACGCAUCAAAAGAGGAGUGUAUGCUCUUUCCGGUUUAAUGGAUUUCAAAGAAGAUACAACCGAUGAAUGGAUGGUUGAAAUUGUUGUACUUAAGAGCCGUUAUGGUAAUAAUCCCUAUAAGCCAACUGCAAUUAAGGCUCCCAAAGAUACGUUGCACAAUAAUAUUAAUGGUGUUUAUAAGCGUUUCUUUAUGAAUUACACAAGAGAAUGUGCACCGAAAGCCCCGCAAAUCGUUGGGAAGUUUGUACCACCACUGACGAAGCGUCGCAUUCUUUUCACUCGAUGUAUUGUUACAACGAAAUAUUUUCCUCCAAUGGAACCUGGAUAUUUCAAGUUUAUAUCAAAAUUUUCUGGCAGAGUAAAUGCUAGCUGGGAAGUUUUAGCAAAGUUUUCAAGAGAUGGUUUCUUUUAAACUCAAAUCAAUUUCUUUUAAAACACUCUGAAAGUGGAAAUAUACGAAUAUGGAGUGCAUUUUUU
Teleopsis dalmanni is the source of this 632-nucleotide messenger RNA. RefSeq lists its product as uncharacterized. The record is from RefSeq and is a predicted model, not a curated record. Lineage: Eukaryota; Metazoa; Arthropoda; Insecta; Diptera; Diopsidae. Bases 1 to 567 code for a protein of 188 amino acids. The transcript has 2 exons.